Messenger RNA from Jaculus jaculus (lesser Egyptian jerboa), 4244 nucleotides. It is a transcript of the gene Prrt3, whose product is annotated as proline rich transmembrane protein 3. The transcript has 4 exons. Lineage: Eukaryota; Metazoa; Chordata; Mammalia; Rodentia; Dipodidae. The record is from RefSeq and is a predicted model, not a curated record. Bases 360 to 3254 code for a protein of 964 amino acids.
AGCGGUAACCUGAGAUGGACCAGCUCCUGCAGGCUGCGGAUCCUUGGCCCUAGCGCUAUCUGCCCCCGGGUCAUUCUCAUCCCUGUUGCAGAGAGAUAUCUCCCCACCCUCAAAUCUGUCCAGCCGCAGGACCCCCAGCGCUGGGCAAUUCCCCGCCUUGUCUCUAAAUGCCCGCAUCUCUUGGAUGGGGGUGGUAAGCAGAUGGGAUGUCAUUCGCUGGCGGCUCAGCCCAACCAUCUUCUCCUCUGUAAGGCUUUCAGAUCUCCCAAGCAAAAUGAGCCCUGUGGUCUUCUGUAUCCCUGGCUCCUCCGGUGAGGGCUGGAAGUUCAGGGCUCUGCACUGAGGCAUCAAAUUAGACCAUGGCCCCUAGUCCAUGGGACCAUGUAUGUGGGCUUCUGCUGCUGUUGCUUCUGCCACCCCUGGGGGCUGGGCCUGCACUGGGCAGGGACCUUCCCAGGCCAUUUGAGGACUCAGAACCCCACCUGAUUCCAUCACAGCACCAGAUCUUUGACCUCCUCUGGGAAAAGCCCAGAAAUGAGAGUCCCUGGCAAACUGACACCCCACAGACCCCUGCUGAAGGCUCUGAGAAGUCUAUAGACACUCCCCUGAGCCCAGCCUUGCAUGGACCCAAAGCAGCCCCUGCACCCCAGAGAAAACAAGUCCCAGUAGCUGAUGACCUGCAGCUGGCCAGAGGGCCCAGCUCCCAGGGUUGGACAGGGCUUCCUGAUUCCCAGGAGCUCCCAGAGACAGAAGACCCCCACCCAGUGGGGACCCCCCACCUCUCUUUCAUCCCCACAACUCCAAGACUUCAACUCAGGGUGGCCACAGUUGCCCCUUCCACACAGGAGACCAGAGACCCAACAGGACAGCAACCAGCUAGAGAUGAGAGUCUGAAGGCCAAAGCCAAAACCACGGUCCAACAGUAUUCCUCCCUGGACCACCAGGGCCCUUAUCACACUCUUGUGCCCCAGGAAGGUACUAUCAGGAGGCCAGUGCUAGAGGAACAGGGUGGGCAUGAAGAGAACUUCCAGGAGGUUGCCCAAGGCCCCAUCUUUACAAAGCAGGAUCCAGUGGUCCCCAAGGUUGGUUCAGCAUCCCCAAAUGAGGUGACAUCACCUCAGGAACCUGGGGUCCAGCCAGACCUGGUAUUGGCCAGAAGCCUUCCUCCUGCUGAGGAGCUGCCAGCUGAGCCCCUCCAUAAGGCAGGAGCUGGACAGACUUGGGAAGCCAGCUCCUUGAAUCCCACACCCAAGCAAACUGACCUCCCCAGUGAGCAAGAUACCCCAGGACCCCAGCCCACACCUUCCCCAACUUCUGAAGCUCCUGACAGACAGCUGGGACCAGCAAUAGCAGCAAUGAAUGGAGCAGAUCCUAUCUCUCCCCAGCGGGUGAGAGGAGCAGUGGAGGACCCAGGCACCUCCAAGUCCCUCAUCCCUGGUCUCGCAAACCCUGGCCCAGCUACAAAUGGAACAGAGGGACCUGUGAGGGAUCUGAAGCCAGAUGAAGCAGAGGAAUGGCCUGGACGCCCCCAAAGCCAUCCUCCAGCACCCCCAGUCCAGGCCCCCUCGACAUCACGCCGUGGCCUCAUUCGAGUCACUACUCAGAGAGCCCUGGGCCAGCCACCUCCUCCAGAGCCCUCAGCCAGCUCCAUGGCUUCAACCCCAGCUUCCAGUCCCUCAGCCAAUGGCACUGCGCCCCCUCUGCGCUGGGGACCCCUGCGUCGGGUGCUGAGUUUUUCCUGGGAGCUCCAUGUCUAUGGAGUGGGGAUACUCUUUAUGCUACCCGCGCUACUUGCGCUGGCCACGCUGGUAGCCGCCCUGGCAGGACCCCGAUUAGCCCUAGUGGCGGCUGUGCUGGUGCUGGUGGCUUCAGGGCUGCGAUCUGCCUACAUGCUCACCGAUCCUUAUGGCUCUCAGGCACGGCUGGGCGUACGUGCGGGCCUGGUGCUCUACAACCUUCCCUUCCCCUUGCUACUGUCGGCGCUCGCGGUCCUGACUCUGCUGGGCCUGGGAGCGGGGCUGCCACAGCCGCUGCAGAACCCGCUCCUGCUAGGAGCCUUGGAAUUGGUACAUGGCGCGGGAUUGCUGGCGACAGACCUGUUCUCCACAAAGCCGGUGCUCAACCUCCUAACCCAAGGCCUAUCUUGCGCCUGGGGCGCGUCCGUGGCUCUGGGUACCCUGUGUCUGUGUCGCCGCCGCCUGCUGGACGGCCCGCGGGGCUGGGACGCUACUCCGGGGCCUCGGCUGCUGGCCGUGGCGGGCUCGCUGGGUCUGCUCGCCAGCGGUUUGCAGUUGGCGGCCGCGCUCUGGCUGUACCCGGGGCCGGGCCGAGUGGGCCGCUUCUCGUGGGCCUGGUGGGGCGUCCACUUCUGGCUGCGUCUGUUGGAGCUGACGUGGGCCCUCGCCCUGGCAUUGGCUGCCCUGGCCGCCAUGCGCCCCAGGCCGCCCACGGAGCACGCUUGCUGGGCUAAGCUGCUGCGCCUGGCGUGCCCCGCGCCGUCGGGCAAGAGCGAGGUGCCCGAAAGACCCAAUAACUGCUACCCCGGGCCUAGUGGCGUCGGCACAGGCGGCUUGGACAUAAGCAAGAGUCUCAUCCGCAAUCCAGCGGAGAACGGGCUGCCUGCCACGCCCGGCUCCGGCGUCUGGGGCUCGGCGGCAUCGUUGGGCCGCGGUCGUCAAGGCGGUCCGGGCCUCUCCCGUAGCGGCGUGGGGCCGGCGCCGUCGCUGAGCGAGCUGGACCUGCGGCCCCCGUCGCCCAUCAACCUGAGUCGAAGCAUCGACGCGGCGCUCUUCCGAGAGCACCUGGUUCGCGACAGCGUGUUCCGGCGCUGUGGCCUGGCCUCCUCGCCGCUAGGGGGCGCUCUGCGGCCGCGCCGCGGGAGCCAAUCCGACGCCGACCUAGACGGCACGGGCACCUCCCUCCUCCGCGGCCGCUGCCGCUCGCUCAGCGACGUCUGCGUGCGCCGGCCCGUCCCGCAACAUGUCGUGGACCAGCCCGUCGGGGCGGCGGCUUCAGGAAGCUCCCUGGACAGCUUCUCCAGAGGCUCGCUCAAGAUCAGUUGGAACCCGUGGCGCCAUGGUCUUUCGUCGGUAGACAGUCUGCCCCUAGAAGAACUGCCUAGCACAGUGCAGCUAUUGCCCACCCCGACACCAGCUCUAGUCCCGGGUCCUCCCGCCCGGCCGCCCGGAGUGGAGGUGCCCCGCUGCAAGCCUGGAGACUCCCGCAGCGCCUCCAGUGACACCAUUGAGCUCUAAGUGGCCAUCUGGCUGGACCACGACCUUCUUCUGUAUGCCUACAUGGCUGACCAGGGCAGUUGACUGAAAAAGCUGGCCUUUCAGGACCUCUACCUGACUGCAGACCCUGCAAACAGCUGGGCUUGAAUUCUCUCCAUCCCUUUUUUUUUUUUUAAUAUCUCUAUUUUUUUCAGCCAAUAUUUUGCACAGAGGCUGUGAGUUACAUGGGAUACAGGGUGGAUGUGCAUGGAUUUGAGCAUGAGGGAUAGAGGCCAGGUGCCCCUGAAGCCCCACUGUGAAAAGAUGGCAUCUCACUUGUCCAGAUUGACUGUCCUCUUUGUGCCAAAGAAAUAAACCUUUCCUAUUUGGCUCAAGUCUCCCUCUGGUCAGGCCAGAAUCCUGUCGCAGAGGAGACAUAGGAGGCCCCUGUCCACCGAAUUCAAGGGGGCCAGCCAGAGGCCUUCCAAAGGAAAGUUACUUCAAACUUUGUAGUAACAGCUACCAGCAUCUGUUGUGCAGUCUCCAGCUUUUACCAGGGAGCACCUCUUUAAUUCGCCGGUAAGCCUGAGUGGAAAGCAUUCUCACGGCCACCUCAGAAAUGAGAGAUUUGUCUAGGGUCCUGCAAAUGACACAUGGUACUCAACCCAGAAAGCUCCAUUCUCAGCUAAGCUGGUGCCUCUGUCAUCCUUCUGUUCUCCCUCCACUUAGUCAUCAGGAUAGUUCUCAAUUCCCCUGUUUUAGAAAAGUUCCCAAGGAUAGUAGUGAUGGGGGUGAGGGAGAGUGGUAAGACCAAAGCUUCUCCAGUUUCCAAGACCUUCCUUUAUUUCCUGAGAUGAAUAAAUAAGGGGUGAGUACAGAACAGGAGCUGGCAGCAUGCACCUGGCAAGAGGGCCGUGGGUGCUCCUCCCCUGUGAGGACCCCUGCAUCCUAGGCAGAGGCCAAAGCUCACUAGCAACCUCCCUAAGGAGACAUUUUAUUUUUAAAUCUACACUCUCUGUGAGGCCUGCCCAG